Molecule: messenger RNA, 708 nt
Organism: Paramuricea clavata
Lineage: Eukaryota; Metazoa; Cnidaria; Anthozoa; Malacalcyonacea; Plexauridae
Source: the annotation of a GenBank genome assembly
AUGUUGAUUUUGUCGGCGAAUGGACUUCACCAGGCAAUGAUAAAAAAAAAAUACAGUGAUGGUUAUAGCUCAAUAUCCUGGCGCAAAUCCAAGAAAGUGUUGGAAAUAGAAGGCAGAGACAGGAACCUCAUAACAGCUAAGUUGUGUACAAUGUUAUGUAAUGAUUUCGAUCCUGUACAGUCAAGCAAAAGCGACAACUAUUGCGGAUUCCCUUCCACAAGCAAUGAAAUGCUUGUUGAAUUGGAGGGCGUUAAACUCGAUGUAACAAUUACUGAGAAAGAUAUUCGUGAUAACAAACAUAGCAUUAAAAACGUGGAAGAUUGCCUUGAUAAAGUAGUUGAUAAAUUAAACAUUAUUAACCAACAGUUUGAUGUAUUUAGGGCAGAGUUUCAGUUGUUGAAAAACCAACAUACGAUUCAAUAUUCGCCUAAAGCUGUCGAAUAUUCAAAUUUGGACAAUCAAAACGCCUCCGGAUUGCAAAAACGUCAUGAGGAAAACAAUAACAUAAUAGGAUCGAAUCUAAAUGAUGACAUUGUAAUGAGUCGUAAUGAUGCAUUACAAUCUCUGGCAAAUUUGCGGUCUGAGUGCCUUUCCAAUGUUUGUUAUGAUACUCAAUUAAAGCGUCUUGAAAGGGAACUGCAUGAUGAACAAGAUAAAACCAAGCGGGUUUUCCUGCUUGAUACUUGGUGUCGUUUACCAUCCACCUAA